Penicillium canariense is the source of this 930-nucleotide messenger RNA. RefSeq names its product putative short chain dehydrogenase/reductase. Gene Ontology annotation, cellular component: endoplasmic reticulum. The transcript is spliced from 2 exons. Gene Ontology annotation, molecular function: oxidoreductase activity. The record is from RefSeq and is a predicted model, not a curated record. Bases 1 to 930 code for a protein of 309 amino acids. NCBI's taxonomy places the organism in Eukaryota, Fungi, Ascomycota, Eurotiomycetes, Eurotiales, Aspergillaceae.
AUGGACAUCUCAAAAUGGACCACUGGCCUGAGCUGGGUCGGCCUCGCCGCUCUUUCCUAUCUGGGGUUCAAUAUCACCCGUCAAGCAACCGUCUACCUCCUCCCUUGCAGAUUAUCACGAUACAACCGCAGCGGUGCGAACUGGGCUCUGGUCACGGGCGCCACAGACGGAAUCGGAUUCGGCUUCUGUGAGGAGCUCUGCGCGCGCGGAUUCAACGUGAUCUUACACGGACGCAACCGUGAGAAGCUCGAGAGGCGCAUGCGAGAUACAAGACAGGGAUUGUCGUCCUUGAUGUUGUGGGCGCGAGCGAAGCCGGUUGACGGUGUUGCACAGCAGGCCCGUGGCAUUAUUGGCGCCCAGGGCAAGUUGACUGUGCUGGUCAACAAUGUUGGUGGAGAGAUGAGGUCGCCUACGACCCUAGAUGCAUACACGUAUGCAGAGGUGGAUGCGACGAUCGACAGAAAUGCGAGGUUCAUGACGCAUAUCACACGGGCGCUACUGCCGCUUUUGUCGGAGGGACCGGGCAGGUCUGGACUCGUGCUGAAUGUCUCGGCUAUUUCCCAGUACGGGAUGCCGUAUAUUAGUGUUUAUUCUGCGACGAAGGGGUUCGUGGACUCGUUUACGCGCGCGCUGGAGGCAGAAUGCAACGCCGAGCAGCGCGGCGUGGAUGUAAUUGGUCUGCGGGCGAGACAAGUGAAGACAGCCAGAUUUGAUGUUGAGACUAACCUAUUCGUGCCGCUUGCGCGCCCAUUUGCAAAAGCAGGUUUGGACCGGGUUGGAUGCGGAAAGGUCAUCGUGUGGGCAUAUUUCUGGCAUUGGGUGCAGGGGAUUUCUUUCGACAUCCUGCCGCGGUGGAUGUUGAUGCACAUCACUUCGAAGAAGCUGAUGGCCCUGAAAAAGAAAGAGGAGAAGGCGUUCAAGAGCCAGUGA